AUGGCCGGCGAAACUUUUGUUCUCAAAGAAUACAACAACGUGCCGGUCACGGCCCAAGGCCUGGAAAAGGACCAGCUGACAAACUGGCCGCCCUUCAAGAACUGGAUCUCAACUCUCUCCCACUCUCUCUCGCUCCAGUCCCAGCCCUCGCACCCCUUCCACAACAACCCCUACCACCUCAAGGACGUAACCAUUGAGUCCUACAGCCUCUUCAGAGGCAAAAGCAUCGGCUUCGCCAAGCUCAACGCAAAUGUCUCCACCGCCGACGGCAACAGCAGCCUCCCCGGCAUCAUCUUCCUGCGCGGCCCCGCCGUUGCCAUGCUCGUCGUGCUCAUCCCCGACGACGUCCAGCCCACCAGUGCUGACGCCCUCGAUGAGGCCUACGUGCUGCUGACCGUCCAGCCGCGCAUCCCGACGGGCAGCCUGGGCUUCGUCGAGCUGCCGGCCGGCAUGAUCGACGGCGACAGCAACUUUGCCGGCGUCGCCGCCAGGGAGAUCAAGGAGGAGCUCGGCAUGGUCAUCAAGCAGACCGAGCUGACCUGUCUGACGGACAAGGUGGGCGAGAUCCGGCAGGCGAGGGACGCCAAGAAGGGCGCGGGCACUGGCAAGCCCGACGCAACCAAGGACGAGAAUAUACCGUUUGCCAUGUUCCCUUCCGCCGGUGGCUGCGACGAGUACAUCAAGAUCUUCUCGCACGAGAGGCGCGUGCCGAGGAGCACGCUGCAGGAGUGGGAGGGCAAGUACGGCGGCCUGCGCGACGAGGGCGAGAUGAUCACGCUCAAGGUCGUGCCGCUCGAGGACCUCUGGCUGGAGGGCGCCAUGGACUCCAAGGCCCUGGCCGCCGUCGCGCUCUACAGGAAGGUCAAGCAGUGGGAAAAGCAGCAGUCGAAGUGA
Molecule: messenger RNA, 894 nt
Organism: Diaporthe amygdali
Lineage: Eukaryota; Fungi; Ascomycota; Sordariomycetes; Diaporthales; Diaporthaceae
Exons: 2
Coding region: 1-894 (297 amino acids)
Biological process (GO): nucleoside phosphate metabolic process; ribose phosphate metabolic process
Molecular function (GO): ADP-ribose pyrophosphatase activity; ADP-glucose pyrophosphatase activity
Source: RefSeq, a predicted model, not a curated record